This is a messenger RNA of Botrytis deweyae, 444 nucleotides long. RefSeq lists its product as uncharacterized. The record is from RefSeq and is a predicted model, not a curated record. The coding region runs from base 1 to 444 and encodes 147 amino acids. NCBI's taxonomy places the organism in Eukaryota, Fungi, Ascomycota, Leotiomycetes, Helotiales, Sclerotiniaceae. The transcript is spliced from 2 exons.
AUGCAAUCCAUAACCCGCACCCUCACCCGCCAAUCCCCUCUCUUCACCCCCCAGCUCCGCAUCCCAGCCACCCGUCCCUUCUCCUCCACCCUCAUCUCUCGCAAAUCCGCUACCGAAGCCGUCAAAGAAACGGUUCACAAAGUCGAUAAAGCCGUCGCGAGCAAGAUCGUAGACGGUAUUGAAGUUGGUCAAACCGCAACCCAAAAAGCCAAAGCCGCCGCCGGCCUCUCCGCCUCGGAAGCCAAAACCGCCGCUUCCAACGCCGCCUCUGAAGCCCAAGGCGCCAGCUCCUCCGCCACCGGUUCUGCCUCUGGAACCGCGUCGGAAGCUUCUGGAAAAGCGUCGGAGUUGGCGGGUCAGGCGAAAGGAAAGGCAGCGGAGUUGAAGGGCGCCGCGAAGGGAAAGGCGGCUGAGUUGAAGGGAGAGGUGAAAGGAAAGUUGUAG